Molecule: messenger RNA, 819 nt
Organism: Parastagonospora nodorum SN15
Lineage: Eukaryota; Fungi; Ascomycota; Dothideomycetes; Pleosporales; Phaeosphaeriaceae
Exons: 3
Coding region: 1-819 (272 amino acids)
Source: RefSeq, a predicted model, not a curated record
AUGUAUCCUGACCCGGACGACAUAGAGGUCAUUGACCUUGCUUACACAAAACUACCGGCCACUGCUAUGCUCUCGCGCUACCUUGUCCUCUCAACAAUAUACUUCUGGACUCCUGUAAAGCCGACUCUGGAGUCGGGAAAGCUUAAAAAGUUACACCCAGGUUUCACACUAGACGUUAUGACGGCACAAGCUCAAAGAGGCCAGCCACCUGAAGAGGGAGAGACAGAUGCCACAAAGACAGUGCCACAGCUGGCCAAACAUGGCUUGAAAAAUUCUUGCGUCUUUCACGAGCAUCAAGUCUUCGACGAAGAUACUUGUCGCCACCGCCUAGCCAAUUCCAAAUUUAUAUUCGACGGCAUACUAGACGCUUGUAUGAAAGAAGCUAAGACCGUUGUCGGAAAAGCAUCCUGUCUACCUUACUUUGGAGGUGCAUUCGAGGGUGAUUUCAAGGAGGCAACUAGCCGCAAGAUCGAAUUGACAGAUGUCACUGAGCAGACGUUUCGCACCUUCCUCCAGUGGGCGCAUGCGCAGCUGUACUCAUCUGGCUUUGAAGAGCCAAUUCCUGAUCAGUCGAUUCUUGGUUCAAACACCACAGAGGAGUCGGAAACCGCGGCCAACGACCAGAAUGAGUACUCAGACGACGAAGAAGAGGAUGCCUCCGACCACGGUUCUGACCACGAUUCCGACCAUACUUCCUGCGAGUCUCUCGUAGAGAUGCGCGAGAAGUAUGAGCUUCGGAAGAAGAACUAUGACAUGGCUCAUGUCUUUGUGGUUCUCAUCGAGUCAUGCUCGAUCGAUGGCAUGGCGAUGGCUAUAUAG